This is a messenger RNA of Sorghum bicolor (sorghum), 1010 nucleotides long. Its product is annotated as succinate dehydrogenase assembly factor 2, mitochondrial. The transcript is spliced from 4 exons. The record is from RefSeq and is a predicted model, not a curated record. NCBI's taxonomy places the organism in Eukaryota, Viridiplantae, Streptophyta, Magnoliopsida, Poales, Poaceae. The coding region runs from base 170 to 709 and encodes 179 amino acids. Gene Ontology annotation, biological process: protein-FAD linkage; tricarboxylic acid cycle; mitochondrial respiratory chain complex II assembly. Gene Ontology annotation, cellular component: mitochondrion.
CGCUCGCGGCCCGGCCCGGCUCGUAAAGAACCGGCAGCGGUUCGGGGCCACCCAGCAGCCACGUCCAAGGCGUUCUCCUCCUCCCCGUCUCGCUCGCCGUCGGCGGUCCGCCGAUCUCACUCUCUCUCCGUGCCUCUCGCCCGCCACCCAAGCAAGCAAGCAAGCAGCCAUGGCGGCCGCGCUGCUCCGCCGCGCGCUCCACCUCCGCCGCGUGCUCCCCUCGCCCGCCGUCACCGCCGCCUCCGCACAGCGCCUCGCCCCCACCUUCUCGACCACCACCCCGACCCCGACGACCUCCCAGCAGAGCGCCGCCACCACCACGGUCGACCUCUCCUCCGACGAGAGCCGCCGCCGCCUCCUCAACAGGUUGGUGUACCGGAGCAAGCAGCGGGGGUUCCUGGAGCUGGACCUGGUGCUGGGGACCUGGGUCGAGCAGCACGUGCACGGCAUGGACGAGGCCAACAUCCGCGCUCUCCUGCAAGUGCUCGACCUCGAAAACCCAGAUUUGUGGAAAUGGUUGACUAGUCAGGAGCAGCCACCAGAGGAUCUGAAUUCUAAUCCUGUGUUUGCUGCCAUCAAAUCAAAGGUUACAGAUAACCUGACAAAGCAUGCUUCUCCCGAGACCCGAUCAACACCAGGUCAACCAUGGGUUAGAGGAUGGGACGACAUAAAGAAAGGCAAAGAUGGACCCAAGUAUGGAAAUCAGUGAUAAGCUGCUUGAAAUGGGGAUGACAGCUUUACAUCCUAAAUAAUAGCUGUCCGUUUCCCCCAUCUGCUUGUUUUGUGCUUGUGUAGAAUAAAGUGAAAUGUGAUCAGCAUGUGUGAAGUUUGUUAAAAUAUAUUGGUGAAUCAGAAUCAGCUUGUAACUAUGGAUGGCACUUUUGAUGUGUCCCUAGCAGUUCCAGGUAUCGUCUACUACUGGAAAGAUGUUAUGCAUUGCAGCCUGUUAAUGAUGGCAAUCAUUGAAGCAUUUGGACUGAAACUUAAAUAUUGAAAAUGUGGACAAAAAA